CGCACGAAACCGAUAGCCGGCGAGCUAGCGGUUCACUCGUGCAACCAUGAAGCUCAACAUCGCGAACCCGGCGACGGGAUGCCAAAAGAAGAUUGAAAUCAACGAUGACAGCAAGCUGCGCAUCUUUUACGACAAGCGCAUCGCCGCGGAGAUCGACGGCGAGGGCCUCGGCGAGGAGUUCAAAGGGUACAUCUUCAAGAUCAUGGGCGGCAACGACAAGCAAGGGUUCGGCAUGAAGCAGGGUAUCCUCACCGCGCAGCGCGUGUUCCUCCUCAUGAAGCAGGGCACGUCCGGGUUCUUGGGUCACGGCCGCAGGAAGGGUGAGCGCAGGCGUAAGGCUGUCCGCGGCUGCAUCGUGUCCCAGGACAUCGCCGUGCUCAACCUCAUGAUCGUCAAGCAGGGCCCCGGCCCGCUUCCCGGUCUCACGGACGACGAAAAGCCGCGUCUUCGCGGGCCCAAGCGCGCGUCGAAGAUUCGCAAGCUGUUCGCCCUCGAUAAGAAGGACGACGUUCGCAAGUACGUCAACACGUACAGGCGCGAGUUUGAAUCCGCGACCGGGAAGAAGAAGAGCAAAGCCCCGAAGAUUCAGCGCCUCAUCACCGCGCAGUCUCUCCAACGCAAGCGCAAGGAGCGCUCGAUCAAGGCGGCGAAGAUCGAGAAGUCCAAGUCCGAGGCGCAGGCGUACCACAAGGUGCUCGCGCUCAGGCUGAAGGAGGCGCGCGAGCGUCGCUCGGAGUCUCUCGCGAAGCGCAGGGCGUCUUCCGUCGCGUCCAAGGAUAAGGCGUGAGGGAGCGGCGCGGAUCGUCGAUGGCGACAAAAUUUUAAGGCGACUUUAGGGAGGGGCGCGGCGACGAAUCGAAUCGAUCGAUCGCGCCUCGUCUCGGAGACGCCCGGUCGCGCGGAGGUUUGGAUAGACCGUCGCGCGGCCGUCAGUGGGGGUUGAAUGCUUAGUCGCGCCGUCUCGUUGUAAUCCAGAGCGUCGCGUCUUCACACG
Micromonas pusilla CCMP1545 is the source of this 994-nucleotide messenger RNA. RefSeq lists its product as uncharacterized. Gene Ontology annotation, cellular component: ribosome. Gene Ontology annotation, biological process: translation. The record is from RefSeq and is a predicted model, not a curated record. Gene Ontology annotation, molecular function: structural constituent of ribosome. The transcript has 3 exons. Bases 47 to 787 code for a protein of 246 amino acids. Lineage: Eukaryota; Viridiplantae; Chlorophyta; Mamiellophyceae; Mamiellales; Mamiellaceae.